This is a messenger RNA of Drosophila nasuta, 646 nucleotides long. RefSeq lists its product as uncharacterized. Lineage: Eukaryota; Metazoa; Arthropoda; Insecta; Diptera; Drosophilidae. The transcript has 2 exons. The coding region runs from base 84 to 548 and encodes 154 amino acids. The record is from RefSeq and is a predicted model, not a curated record.
AGGCCGACGAUAUACCAAAAGAAAAAGUCAAACGAUCCCAACUGAAAAUAUAAAAUUUAGUUAAAUUUUGGUUUAUAUCAGCUAUGAAGAAAAGCAAUGAAAUUAUAAAUGACAUGUCUGGAUAUUCCGGUGGAUAUCGCCGUAGACGUUUGCAUCAAGGCAUUUGCCGCCGACCGGAGAACUUUGAAGUUAGGCGGAUAUGGAGAAAUGUUAACCGACAGUUUGAACGCGGCAUGGAACGAGCUCUAGGAGGUAUGGAACCUCGUGAUAAAAUUUUGGCCACCGAAUGGAUUAACAAGCUCAUGGGAAAACCGCCAAAUUUACUGCAAUACAAUGAACGCAAUUCAUUUAUUAGGAAGCCUUUUAGUAACCCUUCUAUAUUAAAUAGUUUGUCCAAACUUACAGCUAUUAUGCCAAUGAUAUCACUCAAAAAGAAAAGUGUUAUUGAACUCAUAAAAAACUCGGUAGAUAAUGGUGAAUUUAUAUAUAAGCUACCAGUUCCGCGUGAUGGAGCAUUUUUUAUUUUACAUCUUAGUCCAAAUUUAUAAAUGGAAUUUAUUUUAUAUCUUACACAAUCGAAUCAUUUCAUUUAAAUUUGAAUUUGGACGACCGAUAUUCGAUGAGCAAUAAAUUAUUUUUAUUCUUA